This is a messenger RNA of Macrosiphum euphorbiae (potato aphid), 360 nucleotides long. NCBI's taxonomy places the organism in Eukaryota, Metazoa, Arthropoda, Insecta, Hemiptera, Aphididae. The record is from the annotation of a GenBank genome assembly.
AUGUCGGCUGAUAAUUCGUCUCCUACCGUAAUGUCUGGAUGUGACGCGAUGACUGGAGUCUGCAAUGCCUCGACGAAUUAUGCAACUCCAAAUAGGUUGUUACCAGUCUGUAAAGAAAACGUGUGGAAGAUAAACGAACAGAUGAAAAUACUGGAGAUAACUGGAGAUUUGGAACUGUGUCCGUGUUUGAGGACGAGCGAUUUCCGAAAGAUGACUAAAAUGAUGUGCCACGAGUAUUUUGUGGACGAUUUCGAAGUAGAAAUGACCGAACCGGUUGAUUCCAUGGACCUCCUUGUCAUAGGCGCACAUAGGGGGGUGCUUGGAUUUUCUUCAACAGUAUCUUUUGUGAUAGGAAAGUGA